CAGUCCUCCAUUCAGAGGCGAGGGGUAGGCUAGGAGACAGCGCUUCAGUUUUCAGGCAAAGUGGAGCGCAGCGCACUGCAACAGACUGGAGCGCAUUCAUCCAAGGAAUACCGUUAGCUAACUCCGUAGAAACGGAGAAAUAUUUUGGAAUCGUGCAGGACAAAGGAAUUUACGAGACGAAUUAUAAAGUCCCUGUCUUUCUGGAGAGUGAGAAGAAAAUGAAUCGGAGUUUUAGUAAAACACGGUCCUUGCGGUACUUGACUUGUACUGCUGUCGAAGUUAAGAGCAAGUAUGGGGCGGAAUUCCGGCGGUUUUCUGUGGACCGAUCAAGACCUGGGAAAUUUGAGGAGUUUUACACUCUUGUCCUGACCUUGCACCAGCUGACCAACAUGGAAAUGAUGAUUGGCUAUGCGGAUGUCCAUGGUGACCUACUUCCCAUUAAUAAUGAUGAUAAUUUCUGCAAGGCUGUGACCAGUGCCCAUCCUCUGCUCAGAGUGUUCAUACAGAGACAAGAAGAAGUGGACUACAGUGACUUUGGUGGGAACACCCUGGCGCGGCGGAAGAAGGCGGCGGGGAUGCUGCGCAGCGAUGUGGCCCGCAAGCAGCCGCAGCUCCGCAUCGGCGUGCCCCAGGACUUCCGGCCCGUGUCGUCCAUCAUCGACGUGGACAUUCUGCCCAAGUCCCACCGCCGGGUGCGGCUGUACCGCCACGGCUCGGACAAGCCCCUGGGCUUCUACAUCCGGGACGGGACUAGCGUGCGGGUCACGCCCCACGGCCUGGAGAAGGUUCCGGGCAUCUUCAUCUCGCGCAUGGUGCCCGGCGGGCUGGCGGAGAGCACGGGCCUUCUGGCCGUCAAUGACGAGGUGCUGGAGGUCAAUGGCAUCGAGGUGAUGGGCAAGUCACUGGACCAGGUGACGGACAUGAUGAUCGCCAACAGCCACAACCUGAUCAUCACGGUUAAGCCGGUCAACCAGCGGAACAACAUCAUGCGAGGCAGCCGCAUGUCGGGCAGUUCAGGCCGGUCCACGGACAGCAGCGGCUCCGCUGGUCACCCGGGCCUGGGGGCGGGAUCUGGCAGGCUAGCGGUGGACGAGCUGGAGAGCGAGGAGGAGUCUGACAUCGUUAUCGAAAGAAGCCUCAAACAAUCGGCCCGGCGCUCUAGUGCGUCUACAGCCUCCAGCGUCUCCCGUGGCCAGAACCAAGCCCAGCGCAGCUCCCUCCACCGCCCGGCCUCAGCCGUCAUCAGCCGCAGCGCUUCCAUCCACUCCCAGUCUAGCCUCAACGGGACAGCCAAUGGCAGCCUGAGCUUUAAAUCGCACAGAGACCCUGCUUACAAAAGCAGCCCUGCCCUCAGAGAGAGCAACAAUAGCCUGCACCAGAUCCUCCACACGCUGCGGACAGACCCGCGACAUAGCCUGGCACUGCCUAGCGGGGGGGUGGAGGAGGAUGGCACUGUCAUCACGCUCUAGAACCCCCCCUCCCCAACCCCCAACCCCCAACACUCAUGACUGACUUUCCACAGACUGCUGUGUGAAUCUGGGGGAAAACAUCUGCACUUUUCUAAAUAACAGAAACACUUUUACAAACUUUGGCUAAUACAGGCUUUUUGUAUGUGUAAAUAUUUUGGUGUUCUAUGAAUUAUCUUUUUUAAACAAGUGGAUAUAUUUUUAACAGCGUUAUAUGCAUCUAGUAUGCAUCAUUUUAGUGCAUUGUAAUGUGAAAGGUAUUUUCACUCAUGUAAAAUGGGACCAACAAUCAGGGCCUGUUAAAGCAUUUACUUUUAUUCAUAUUUCUCAAAAGUUCUGUCAUUACUCUUGGUGGGUUCCUUUAUUAGGGCAUUUAAACAUAACAUUGGAAGUUAUGUAUGAACAUUUCAUAUCAUAAGUGUAUUUUAGUAUAAUGAGUAGUAGUCAGUGUUCCAGUGCUGUCAAAUACACUGGGCUGAAAAAUUUAGUCUUGUGGUGUGCGGUCCAUUACUGAAAUAAGGUUUCAUUCUCUGUUCCAGACUUAAAAGAUUCAUCUUUUUAAAUGAUAAAACAUACAGGAAUUCUGCUUUUGGAUCAUGCUUGUUUUUAAAUCAGACAGAAAAGCAAACUGUUUUCUCAGUAUUAUGGGGAAAGGGGGCCUCUUAACUCCUGACAGUUACCUGCAGUGUGUACCUUUGGGCUUCCUUAGCUGUGAAUUUACCAGGAGCCUAAUGAGAUUCAGGAGAAAUAUGUUUCUGUUGUAAGUUUCUGACUACAAGUGAAACUGAAACAAUCUCAUACAAGCUGUAUGGUGUAGGUACAAAUCCAGUCCUACAUAUUUGCAUGGCUUAUUGAGAUAAUGUCACUUUUUAUUGCUGUAGUUUUUAAUGAGCACAAUUUGACUCAGAUUGGUGGCCUGUCCAGGGUAUAUUUCUGUCUUUUGCCCAAUGCAUGCUGGGAUAUGCUCCAGCACCCCCAGCAACCCUGCCCUGGAUAAGCGGGUAUAGAUAAUGGAUGGAUGGAUAAUUUGACUCAAACAAAGGGAUAAACUUCCAGUUUGAGGCAAAUAUUGUGUCCUUUUAAAAACUCAUUAAUUCACAGCAAGAUGGCAAUGUUCAAUUUAAUUAACCACAGACCAGAGUUGUAUUCAGUAAUGUGGAUAGUGGUCUUAAAUGAUAUUCAAAAAGCCAUACAGUGUUUGGAGGUAUUGUCUGUGUUUUAAAGGAGCAAUUUCCAGAUAUGCAGAAAUGCAGAAAGUUCCUUUAAAUGUCUUUUUUAAAAGCAAAUAAAAAUGUUCCAGUUCCA
Anguilla rostrata (American eel) is the source of this 2771-nucleotide messenger RNA. RefSeq names its product partitioning defective 6 homolog gamma-like. Gene Ontology annotation, biological process: regulation of cellular localization; centrosome cycle; establishment or maintenance of cell polarity. Gene Ontology annotation, molecular function: protein binding. NCBI's taxonomy places the organism in Eukaryota, Metazoa, Chordata, Actinopteri, Anguilliformes, Anguillidae. Gene Ontology annotation, cellular component: apical plasma membrane; nucleus; cell cortex. The record is from RefSeq and is a predicted model, not a curated record. Bases 219 to 1469 code for a protein of 416 amino acids. The transcript has 3 exons.